Molecule: messenger RNA, 3228 nt
Organism: Ananas comosus (pineapple)
Lineage: Eukaryota; Viridiplantae; Streptophyta; Magnoliopsida; Poales; Bromeliaceae
Product: pentatricopeptide repeat-containing protein At1g74900, mitochondrial-like
Exons: 5
Coding region: 1-1812 (603 amino acids)
Molecular function (GO): protein binding
Source: RefSeq, a predicted model, not a curated record
AUGGGUCUUAAUACGCUUUCACUUAUUGGACUUGAGCUUCUGAAGCUACAGCACAUAUACGAGCUAAACAUUUAUGCUCCGUCGCUGGAAGAGAUCAAGAUUAUAGGGUGUUUCAAUCUGAAAAAACUUCCUCUUUUCGGCCGGUCCGACGCUUGUUCAAUGAGAGCUGUGAAGAUUUGCUGCGAGAAUAAUUGGUGGGAUGGAUACCUCUUUUUCUGUGAUGGAAGCUUAGACCCAACUGACUCGGGACAGAGUGAUGUGCGAAGUCUUUGGGCAAAUACUUCUAGCAUCCCCGACGCAACGAGGAGAAUAAGAUGUCUAACCAUUUUGGCAGCAACCUGGUGGGUCAUUUGGACGGAACGCAACAACACUAUCUUCCGCGAGUACCGCCCCAAUGCUACUAGAGCUCUUGAGCGCGUCCAUACCUUGACAAACGACUGGACACGCCUCGCCCUCGCGCUCUCGAACCUCUCCCCCUCGUUCCCCGCCUCCCUCGCCGACGCCGUCCUCAAGCGCCUCUGGGACCACGCCCCCCGCGCCCUCCUCUUCUUCCGCUCCCUCCUCCACCUCCCCCGUCGCCAUGGCCAUGGCGACCUCGCUCCCUCCGCCUCCACCUUCGACCUCGCCCUCGACCUCGCCGCGCGCCUCCGCGACCGCCGCCGCGUCCACUCCCUCCUCCUCCUCCGCCGCCAAUAUAUUAUUUUUCNCCCCCCCCGCCUCGCCCCCUCCCCCCGCACCUUCUCCCUCCUUGCCGAGCGCCUCGUCCUCUCCGGUAAGCCCGAUCGCGCCGUUCGCCUCUUCCUCUCCUCCCCCUCCUCCCUCCACACCCCCCGCACCUUCAACUCCCUCCUCGACGCCCUCUCCAAGUCCCGCCGCGUCCACAAGGCCACCUCCCUCUUCAAAACCCUAAAGCACCGCUUCCCCCCCGACGCCGCCACCUACAACAUCCUCGCCGAGGGCUGGUGCCGCCUCAAGCGCACCUCCCAAGCCCUAGACCUCCUCCGCGACAUGGUCGCCUCCGGGGUCAUCCCCACGAAGACCACCUACAACAUCCUCCUCCACGGCCUCUUCCGCGCUGGCCAAACCCGCCAAGCCCUCGACUUCUUCGCCCAGAUGAAGCGGCGAUCCAAAACGGACCCGGUUUGCGCCCCCGACGUGGUCUCCUACACCACCGUGCUCCACGGAUUGGGGCUCGGCGGCGAACUCCGAAGGGCCCGAGAGGUGCUCGACGAAAUGCCGCAACGAGGCGUCCUCCCCAACGUUGCCGCGUACAACGCGCUCAUCCAGGUAAUAUGCAAAAAGGGCACCGUCGACGACGCCCUCGCGGUGUUCGACGAAAUGCUCAGUAGAGGUUACACCCCGAAUUCGACCACCUAUAAUGUUAUUAUACGGGGGCUCUGCCACGCGGCGGAGUUCGACCGGGCUCUGGGGUUCGUGGACCAGAUGCGGCGCGAUGGGUGUGGGCCCAAUGUGCAGACGCAUAAUAUUAUCAUGCGGUGCUACUUCGAGGAGGGGGAGAUUGAGAAGGGGCUGGAGAUGUUUGAUAAAAUGGGCGUGAGAGGCGCUUGCUUGCCGAAUUUGGAUACGUAUAAUGUAAUUAUAAGUGCAAUGUUUGUGAGGAAGAGGGGGGAGGACAUGGUGGUGGCUGGGAAAAUGGUGAGGGAGAUGGUGGAGAGAGGGUUUUUGCCGCGGAGGUUUAUGUUUAAUAAGGUGGUUAAUGGUUUGUUGGUUACGGGGAAUCAGGAUUUUGCAAGGGAGUUGUUGCGGUUGCAGGAUAAGUGCGGACGUUUGCGAAGGGAGAUCAGGAUAUGAAUGAAAUGUUGUGUAUUAGGGUGUAGGUUCAUAUAGUAGAAGUACUGAUUGAGUAGAGCUACCUGAAAAUGUCUGAAAAAGUACUUAAUCUAUUGAUAGGGAUGAGCAAUCAGGAGUAUGCGAGUGAGUUGUUUGUGGUUAGAGGCUAGUUGCAGAUGCUUGAGAGGAGAGACGAGUAUACGAAUGCGAUUGGUUUACAAGGAUGGAGAGCUUAAAGAAAAAGUACUGGUUGAGUAAAGCUAGUUGAAAGAACGUUAAUAAACUGGGAUAUGUAUGGGAUAAUUGUUGGAGCAAUGUUUGUGAGGAAUAGGUGGCAGGACAUGGUGGUAGUUGGGAAAAUGGUGAGAGAGACAGUGGAGAGGGCUUGUUGCCGAGGAGGUUUAUGCUUAAUAAGAUGGUUAAUGGGUAAAUCAGGAGUUUGCGAUGGAAUUGUUAUGGUUGCGGGAUAGGUUGCAGACGUUGCAGAGGAAGAUCACAAUACGAAUGUGGUAGGUUUAGUAGGGUGGAGAACAUAUCGGGGGUGCAUUGAAGAAAGUAUUAUUUAAGUAGAGUUAUUUGAAAAGGCGAUAAUGAACUAUUUAUUAGAAUCCUGUGAACAGGUUUCUGCAGCAGAAGCUUCGCCAGUAGAGCUUCAGUUUUGAGUAGAAAGCUCAUCCAUCUUCUUACGACAAUAGAAACUCAAUGAUGCUGAAAUUUGGCCAGGUACUCCAGAGUGAGUUAUUGAUGUUGAUGUUGCGGGAUAAAAGCGGAUCCCUGCUUAGGGAGAUUAUGAUUUGAUUAAGAAUUAAGAUUACGGAGCAAGAGCUCUCCUGCUCGAAGAAGCCAUAAUAGAUGCUUUGUUAGGGUCCUCUGAAUAGUCAACUGUAGUAGUUUCAAAUUAAAGUUUCAGUUUUGGCUAAAAGUUGAAUCAGCUUCUUGCCGCAGCAAAAGCUUCAAAUGGUUACAUGGUAAAGCUUGGCCAAACAGGUAUUUGACUUCUUUCUUUCUGUUUUGAUCAAUGGAACUAUGAUUGAUUAUUUGUUAUUCGCAAUACGAAUGUAAAUAUAGAAAUAGUGACCUCUUUAAACAUGUACGUAUGUAAACUCUAUAUAAGAAACUCUAGAGGAUGCAGAUAAAGCUAGAAUAAGCCUAUGCUUGCAAAAUUUCUGUGGUUUUUUUUUUGAGAGAUAGGUAGCAUGCUACCCGCUUCGCUUAUUUCAAUAAAAAAUAAACUUAGCUGAAAAUGUGAAUCAAUUAGGAUUCGAACUCGAGAGCUUGGAUACCAACCACUAAGUCCUUUGCCACUUGCGCUAGAAAUAAAUUUUCUGUGUUUUUGACAACAAAAAUAUAUUGGAAAUAAUGGUAGUUUAUUUGAACAUAAAUGUAAGUGUACUGUUAUAUUUCUUAUGCUAUUUUGUUAGCUCUACUUUCGACUUU